CUCCAACCAAGUCAAUUCCACAUCCCUGAACUCUCCCACGAGCCGGGGGCCCAUGGCCACCCCAUCCCUCCACCCAUCCAUUGGGCCAGGCAUCGGCUCCUCGCUGGGCUCCCCGGGCCAGCUCCACUCGCCCAUCAGCACCCUGAGCUCGCCCAUCAACGGCAUGGGACCUCCGUUCUCCGUCAUCAGCUCCCCCAUGGGCCCUCACUCGAUGUCCGUCCCCUCCACCCCCAGCCUGGGAUUCGGCACCAGCAGCCCACAGCUCAACUCACCCAUGAACCCCGUCAGCAGCUCAGAAGACAUUAAGCCACCCCUGGGGCUCAAUGGAGUCCUCAAAGUGCCAGCACAUCCCUCAGGAACGAUGGCCUCCUUCACCAAGCACAUAUGUGCCAUCUGCGGGGACAGAUCUUCAGGUAAACAUUACGGGGUUUACAGCUGCGAGGGCUGCAAAGGCUUCUUCAAGCGCACGGUGCGGAAGGACCUCACCUAUACCUGCCGCGACAACAAGGACUGCUUGAUCGACAAGCGCCAGCGCAACCGCUGCCAGUACUGCCGCUACCAGAAGUGUCUUGCGAUGGGGAUGAAGCGAGAAGCCGUCCAGGAGGAGAGGCAGCGGGGGAAGGACCGCAACGAGAACGAGGUGGAGUCAACAAGUAGUGCUAACGAGGACAUGCCUGUGGAAAAGAUCUUGGAAGCUGAACUUGCAGUGGAGCCAAAGACAGAGACGUACAUUGAAGCAAAUAUGGGCUUGACGCCGAGCUCGCCCAAUGACCCAGUGACGAACAUAUGCCAGGCAGCAGACAAACAACUCUUCACCUUGGUGGAGUGGGCCAAGAGGAUCCCCCACUUCUCCGAGCUGCCCCUGGACGACCAGGUCAUCUUGCUCAGAGCAGGGUGGAAUGAGCUCCUAAUCGCCUCCUUCUCCCACCGCUCCAUAGCCGUGAAAGACGGGAUCCUCUUAGCCACGGGGCUCCACGUGCACCGGAACAGCGCGCACAGUGCUGGCGUCGGGGCCAUCUUCGACAGAGUACUGACAGAACUCGUGUCAAAAAUGCGAGACAUGCAGAUGGACAAGACAGAGCUAGGCUGCCUGCGAGCCAUUGUCCUCUUCAACCCCGACUCGAAAGGUCUCUCCAACCCGGCUGAAGUGGAGGCGUUGCGGGAGAAGGUGUACGCGUCGCUAGAGGCAUACUGCAAACACAAAUACCCCGACCAGCCCGGGAGGUUUGCAAAGCUCCUGCUCCGUCUCCCAGCCCUCCGAUCCAUCGGCCUGAAAUGCCUGGAGCACCUCUUCUUCUUCAAGCUAAUAGGUGACACGCCGAUUGAUACCUUCUUGAUGGAAAUGCUGGAGGCGCCCCAUCAAAUGACUUAGAGAACUGCUGCUGGGUCAGUCCCUCGCCCGGCCGGGGUCUUGCAGGGCCCCUUCCUCUGCUUUCCUCCGCCGCCGCCCCAGCCCGACCCUCCCU
Eurypyga helias (sunbittern) is the source of this 1466-nucleotide messenger RNA. RefSeq names its product retinoic acid receptor RXR-alpha. NCBI's taxonomy places the organism in Eukaryota, Metazoa, Chordata, Aves, Eurypygiformes, Eurypygidae. Gene Ontology annotation, cellular component: RNA polymerase II transcription regulator complex; nucleus. The record is from RefSeq and is a predicted model, not a curated record. Gene Ontology annotation, biological process: response to retinoic acid; retinoic acid receptor signaling pathway; positive regulation of transcription by RNA polymerase II. The transcript has 9 exons. Gene Ontology annotation, molecular function: retinoic acid-responsive element binding; zinc ion binding; nuclear steroid receptor activity. The coding region runs from base 53 to 1372 and encodes 439 amino acids.